UUAAUUGUCUCUCUUUUCUAAUGGCAAAUGAUACGAAUGCAUAAUUGAUGGACAAAUACAUAAAUGGGGAAAGAAAUGUCGAUUAUAUUUCUCAAUAAAAUUUUUAAAUUAUGGAUUGAGAUACGUGAUCGAAAUCACCAGAACCUCUUUUAAUAAUUUGAAAUACUCUUUAUAUUCAUUUUUUAUUACAUUUAAUUGCGUCACCAUAUCAUUUAUGCAUGCUAAUUCUUUCUUAAUGAUAUAUGUAAUAUUAAUCUAAAAACACGAAUAUUUUCAUUCAUUUUUGUUUAAAGAAAAAUUUAGUUCCUGAUUCGAAAUUUUAUCUUAAAUCUAUUUUGGUAUUUUAUCUUUCAUAUAUGGUCGAGGAAUUAUCUAUAGUAAAGAAUUUUCAGAUCUCAUUGUAUCUUGUUACUCAGGGGUUUACCGACGUUUUCGCGAUGAGCCACGGCGAAGGUUAAGGUGUUUACAGAGUGAAAUUAUUUUGAUGUAUAAACAAAGAGGUUAAUUUAUUAAAAAAAAUUACAAUAUAUAAAAUGUCUUCCUCCGAUUUAAAGAAUUGGCCAAUUUUUAGUUUAUUAGAACCUAAAUUCAUUGCCAGUAUUCAAAUGGCCGUAGUAUAUGGUAAUUUAGGUAAUGAAGCUUUAAUUGUAACAAAGGAUGGUAUGGUAUAUGGUUUAGGGUGCAACAUUACUGGUUGUCUUGGAACAGGAGAUGCACAUAGUACUCUUCAUCCUAAAAAAGUAGAAGCCCUUUGUGAAAAGGGUGUAAAAACUUUUGCGUAUGGCAGUGGUCCUCAUGUAUUAGCACUUACAAAUAAAGGAGAGGUGUAUUCUUGGGGACAUAAUGGCUUCUGUGAAUUGGGUAAUGGAUCAUCAAAUCAUGGAUUGGCUCCAACUCAUGUAGGAAUGCCUUUGAGCGAAAAAGUUGUGAUAGACAUUGCUUGUGGAAGUCAUCAUUCUCUUGCUCUUACGGAUGAAGGAGAGGUUUAUGCAUGGGGACAAAACAAUUGUGGACAAGUAGGUAGUGGCAUCAGUUCUAAUCAAAGUGCACCACGAAAAAUUAAUUCCGCUUUAACUGGUAAAAAAGUUGUGUCUAUCACUUGUGGACAGACUUAUAGUAUGGCAGUUACAAAUAGCGGUGAAAUUUAUGGCUGGGGUCAUAAUGGGGUUGGGCAAUUAGGAAAUGGAAGCUAUACCAAUCAAUUGAAUCCAUGUAAAGUUACAGGUUUAGUAGGAAUAGUUAUAGAAAAAGUUGCCUGCGGUUAUGCACAUACACUAGCAUUAAGUGACGAAGGUGUUCUUUAUGUUUGGGGAAGUAAUAGUUAUGGUCAAUUAGGCCUUGGUAAUAAAACAAAUGCUUGUGUUCCUAUGAAGUUAUCUGUACCAGAAAUGGGACGAGUAUCUGAUAUUGCAGCAUUGCAUUAUAAUCAUAUAAGUGUUGCAAUUGGAGAAGGACAUAGAGUAUUCAUGUGGGGUCAAUGUCGUGGACAAAGCAUUACUGUACCAACACCUACCCCAUUAGCACAUUUGCAUGAUGCUUUGGCCUGUUAUGCAUCUCCAAGCGUAAUGCAUCGCCCACUAUUUCUUUAUGCAGCAGAAGAGAUGAGUAUUGUGGAUUGUUUGAGACAGGCGUUUGAUGAUUCUACAACAAGUGACUUGACGAUACAAGUGCAGGGUAAACCUAUCCAUGUUCAUAAGGCUGUGUUAAAAAUACGAUGUCAGUAUUUUAGGACGAUGUUUCAAGAAUGUUGGACAGAAAAUAAUCAGAGCGUUAUUCAACAUGAUCAGUUUUCUCAUGACGUUUAUAAGUCAUUUUUGAAAUAUCUGUAUACAGAUGAAGUUGAUCUUCCUCCUGAAAAUGCAUUAGAAUUAUUAGACUUAGCAAAUGUAUAUUGUGAAACGCAAUUGAAAAGACGAUGUGUUCAAAUAAUUAAACAGGGAAUCACUGUUUUAAAUGUGGCUUUUUUAUAUAGCACAGCGAUCGAAUACAAUGCUCAAGAGUUAGAAGAGUUUUGCUUUAAAUUUGCUUUAAAUCAUAUGACUGCUGUAAUACAGACGCCUAAUUUUGCUAAAUUGGACGAAACGACAGUGAAAACAUUUAUAAUUAAAGCUGCUCAAGCAGGAGCUUUUAAAACAUGAAUUUUGUGAUAUGAAUGAUCUUGUCAUUAAAGUAGUAUAAGAUUCAGUAUAACACGUUGACAUAAGGCAAUGAUCCUUGCAAUAGCCUUUUUUAUACGAAAGCAGGGAAUCGUAAUCAGACCAAAUGAUUAUUUAAAAAAAAAAAUGUGAUCCGCUUAUUUUAUUAAUUAAAACUAUGGUAAGAAAAAUGCAUAAUUCGAUGAAUGAUAGUCGGAAAUGAUUAACGACCUUUAACAAAUUUUUUUUAAUCUUGAAAACUGUGAUUGGUAAUAAUGUGUCCAUUAGUGAAAUUUUUGUGGUUGCCAUUAAUUAGUAUUGCAUUUAUGAAAUGCAAAACUAUUAUAUUUUAUAUAUAUAUAUAUAUAUAUAUUAGAAUAAUAUAUAUAUAUAACUAUUAUAUAUAUAUAUAUAUAUAUAUAUAUAUAUAUAUAUAUAUAUAUAUAUAUUAGAAGACUACUAUAUAAACAUAUAUACUUUUACACACAUAUAUAUAUAUAUCAUAUAUCAUAUUAUAUAUCAUCAUAUAUAUACAUACGUAUAUAUAUAUAAUAUAUGAUAUAUGAUUAAGUUAUGUAUAUGUAUUUUUGUAUGAUAUUCUUCCUUGAGAAUGAUAAAUAUCGAUCAAUUUUAAUUACAAUAGAUUUAUUCGGUAUCUAGCAUUUAAAAUUUAUAAUUAAAAAUAUAAAUAAAUAUGCCUUUGCGAUUUUAAUUCUUUAAUUUUCAUCUUUGAAAGUAUAUAAUAGUACGUUAAAAAAAAAAGAAGUAAGAAUAAAUAAUCAGACUGUUAGAGUUAAGGUAGAUAGAUAGUUAAAUAUUUGUAUAAUUUAACUUAAUAUCGUUAUUAAAAUAUAUUCUUUUUGUUUCUUUCUUUUUUAAUUUAUAUAGAACUAUAUACGACGAUAAUUAAUUUUAGAUGACGUUAUUACAAAAAUAAUAUCAAUUAAAUCUUUUAAAUAAUCGAUAAUAGUCAGGUAAAAUUAAAGUUUGAUUACACAAUGUGAUAGCGUUAUACACACUCAUUGUAAUUUAUUCGAAUUAUGUAAAAUCCCUUGAAUGUGAUUUAUGUAAUUAAUGAUUUAGUUGAGUAUUAAUUAUAUAAUAAUUUUGUUUGCUCAGAUUUUUUAUAGAAGACCGAGGAAUCAUAUUAAUUUGAUCAUUCCGAUUGUGAUGCAUUUACAAUAGGUUUAUAUGAAAGCACGUUUAAAUAAGUAACAAACACUCGAAUUAUAUAAAUUGUAGCGCAACACACUAAUGUGAUUUAUCAAUUCGUUUAUCGAUUACACAUACUGAAUUUUUUUAUUUUAUAUCUUUUUCCUAUAUGUCCUAAGAAUAAAUAUUUUUAAUGAAA
Vespula vulgaris is the source of this 3486-nucleotide messenger RNA. Its product is annotated as RCC1 and BTB domain-containing protein 1-like. Lineage: Eukaryota; Metazoa; Arthropoda; Insecta; Hymenoptera; Vespidae. The transcript has 10 exons. The record is from RefSeq and is a predicted model, not a curated record. Bases 534 to 2138 code for a protein of 534 amino acids. Gene Ontology annotation, molecular function: protein binding.